This is a messenger RNA of Diorhabda sublineata, 3751 nucleotides long. RefSeq lists its product as uncharacterized. The transcript has 2 exons. Gene Ontology annotation, cellular component: membrane; endoplasmic reticulum. Bases 736 to 2139 code for a protein of 467 amino acids. Gene Ontology annotation, biological process: GPI anchor biosynthetic process; protein localization to plasma membrane. Lineage: Eukaryota; Metazoa; Arthropoda; Insecta; Coleoptera; Chrysomelidae. The record is from RefSeq and is a predicted model, not a curated record. Gene Ontology annotation, molecular function: glucosaminyl-phosphatidylinositol O-acyltransferase activity.
ACUCAAAUAGGUUCAAAGGUAGUCAUUUCAUAAAUAAUUAAAUAAAUAGUAGGGGUAUAAAUUAUAAUAUUAUUACUUUUUAAUCGACCAGAUUUUUGUCUUUUUUUGUUUAUACAUUCAUUUAUUCGCUUUGAAAAAAUAUCCAUAACUAUUUAUCAGUAUCCAACACGUCUUAUCAUAUAACUGAUAAGUGGAAUGAAUAAUAUAAAGUAAACAUAUUCUGUUUUCUACUUAAAACAGUUGAAGUAUCUAUAGGGUGAUUAAAUAAUACAGGUAAUAUUUUAACUAAAAUAAUAUAAUAAAAAAUAAUUAAUUCACUUUGUAUAUAAUAAUAAAAUAAUAUUAACAACAUUUACUAACAGUAUGAGAAUUGUGAGUAAUUAUUAUUUCACAAUAUAUAAAAUUAGUUUUGAAAAUAUAUAAACAAGUAUUUGGAAAAGGGUACUAACAUUCAAAUUAAAAAAAAAUCUCUAGCAAAAAGUAAUUUUUAAAUAUAAAAGUUCAUUGUUUAUUUAUGUGUUUAUCAUAAAUAUCUUUAGAAAAUGUGACAUUUUUAGUCAAAAAAUGUUGACAGUACACAAAAAAAUUAUUUGGUUUUGUCUACAUACCAUUUAUGUAAAUACAGUUGUUCCUUAUGAUACCAUAUUCACCCUGUAAGAAAAAUCUGAACUUUUUUCUAAUUUAGACUGAUAAAAUCUCCAAGAUAAAACAUGUAAAUAGAUUUGUUGGUACUAUAUGUUGAUAAUAGAAAAGUGUAAUAUUAACAAAAUGCGACUUCCUGCAUAUUUUUAUGAAAAAAUCAAAAAGAUGAUAGCGGAUAUCAAGGAUGAGGGAAUAAUUACGAGUAAUUCCAUUCCGGAAUUGAACAGAACAGGUUUCGAUACUUUCAUCGUGAUAUUACCUUCAUUUUUCUACGUUUUCUUUAUGGUUUUCUUAGAAACGUAUCUACAGACUGAAAAAUUUAAUCUAUUUAUAUUAGAAUCGACUUUUCUUAUAUUUCCGUUAAUAUUAGGUAUGACUUUGCUGUCAGAUCAUCCAAAUUUUGUAUUAUUUACACUAAUUUCAUCGAGCGUUUUAUUCCUCUUUUAUAUUUGGAAAAAAAAUAAUUCGCCGAUUAAAAAAAUUUCGUUCGAUACUAAUUUUAUAACGAACACUAGAUCGACCAUAAACAUUUUAUCUGUGAUUGCUAUUUUGGCCGUGGAUUUUCCAAUAUUCCCAUCGAGAUUCGCCAAAAUGGAUACUUUAGGUUACAGUUUAAUGGAUACCGGGGUAGGUUUAUACGUUUUCUCGAACGGUAUAGUGUCGCCGGAAUCUCGCGGAUUGAAUAACCCCGUAACGAAAUCCGUUCGAGGUUCGUUGCCGUUGUUUCUAAUAGGUAGCGCUCGAUUCGUUUUAACGGAAUUGUUUCACUACCACGUCCCAGUUUCCGAAUACGGACGCCACUGGAAUUUUUUUAUAACUUUAGGCGUGACGAAGCUCGUUACGUCGCUUUUGUUGAAUAUGUUCAGUAUCGAAAAUCUUUAUAUUAACGGUACGUUGUUGCUGUUGCUCGAUCAGAUAUUAUUAUCGGGGGGAUUGGAAAAGUUCGUUUUCGACGAUUUCGAAAGGGAUAAUUUUUUUAAAGCUAAUAAAGAGGGUAUAGUUUCUUCUUUCGGGUUUAUAAUACUGUAUUUGUAUUCGGUUUAUUUCGGUUUUAUAUUAGAUAUGAAAAAUAAGAAUCAAAAUUUUUUUAAAUUGUUGAAAAAAUUCCUAAUCGCCAGUUUGAUCUGUUUGGUUUUUUCUGUUUGUUUUCAACAAAUUUUCGGUAUAUCUCGACGGAUCGCGAACGCCGCCUACGUCUUGUGGAUCUUAUUUUUGGGUAUUUUCAUGACCGGGUUGUUUUAUUGCUUACAGGGUAUUCAAAAAGUAAUGUUCGUUCAUAAAAACACCAUUUUCGUUCCUUACAUUUACGAAGCUGUCAAUAAUAACGGUCUAGUAUUUUUUCUAGUCGCCAAUGUUUUAACGGGCGUUAUAAAUAUGACGAUUAGAACUUCGGACGUCGAACAAUAUACCGCGUUAACCAUUGUUGUCGCGUAUAUGGCUGUGAAUUGUUCGAUUGUAGCUUUAAUGCAAUCUAGAGGAUUAAGACUUAAAUUUUAACAAUUAAAUCGUUGACAUACAAAAUUCAACAUUUAUAAACCACCAUGGCUCUUCCAGAGUUGCCAGAAUUGAAAGAUUUUCUUCGGUAUAAGGAUUUUUUAUAAAAUACACAGUAUUGAACUUUUUUCUUCUAAAUUUGAAUAUUAAUACAAUAAUUUCACCUAAAUUAAAUUCAUUCAACGGCAUUUUGAUAACUAAAAUCCAAAAAACAUCUGAUGUCAAUGAAUUUUUUCGAAAUUUGUAAAAAUGAAAACUUCUACAAGCUCCUAUUCAACGUAUAAUUGUUAAUAACUUUUUUUUGCCAAAAAAUUAAGAUAGAUAUACACAACAAAAUAGAUUUUUCAUGCCUAAAAUAAUAAAACACUAAAAUUUGACAUUUUUUCACACAUUAUUGAGAAAUCAUUAAAGUAAUAUAAUUUGUUUCAAGUAAUAAAUGAAUAAAUAAACGUUUUUAUACGAUUUUUUUCUAUAAAUCAACAAAAAUAUGUAUAUAAACUACGUUAAUGCUUUGCAAACAAGUUAUAAACAAUUUUAUUAAAAAUAAUGGGUUUAUCAUAACAAUUAUUAUAUCAAAAUUUUUAAUUUCCCCUAAUUUUUUCAUGCUUCCUCCGUAGAAAUGAAAGUUUUUUGAAAAAAAUUCAUUGAAAUCUGACAAUUUUUCGAUUAACUAUAAUCAAAAAUGUAAAUACUCUAAAAAAAUUUAAACCUAUGAAUAUAAAAGGCCAUUUUAAAUGUAGGUAAAAUAACAGUAUAAAUUGAAAUAAAAAAGAAGAAAGAAAAGCUUGUAAAAAUAACAGUUGCCAAUCACAGAUCAAAUAUAAUGACAAUGCAUUAUUUCGGAAUGACAUCAUUGACAGUUCGGCCAUCUUUGUAGGAUGACUCACUGGAAUACGCGUUGUAUUUGUAAACAUUGGCGAGUUUUUCAUUUUUAAAUCCUAAUCGUUCUCAAAUUUAACAAAGAGAACAUUGUUAGAAGAACUGGGGCCUUUAACAGGCACGGCAUAGGGGUCAAAAUUGCCUGUAAUUGUAAAAUGUCAGAUAAUAUGUAUGUAAUAAGUAACAUUACAAGGGAAGAAGUAGGAAAUUAACGCAGUACUACCAGACUCUCUAAAGGUACUAGACAUCGCUUUUUAUUAGAUAACAUCUAUGAAAGUUAUGAUAUAUUGCUGUAUGAAAAAAUUUUUUCUAUAUAAAACCAAAGAAUGGAACGCUGGACGUUAUGGUGAAACGAUACGAUGGGUUUUCUUUUUGUUUAUUUAUUUAAUAACAAAGUGAUCUUAUAUUAUUUAUAAGACAUCCUUUAUAUUCACUUCGAUCUAUUUCCUCGAAAUAAUAGCAAAUAACGAUAAAAGAUAUGAGUUGUCUAAUGUUGAAAUCUUGGACACAAAAUUUUAUACUGAAAACUUGUUGAAAAUAAAAAAUUCUAUUUUAUAUUUUAACCCAAUAAUAAUUAAUUGUUAGUAUUUUUAUGGUAUAAGUAUAAUUAAUAAACAUAUGUUGUUAUAAUAUUUAUUUUUUUGUAUUUUUGUUAACAAAUAUAAAAUAAUUGUAAAAAAAUAUGUAAAAAACAAUGUUUCUAAAAAAGGAUUGAAUAAAUUAUGUUUUUGUUAAA